CAACCGUGUGCAUUCCGCCGCAGUGAGCAUGAACCUCGAACCCGAGGUGGUGAUUUUCAACCUCUGAACACAGCCCACGGUGCUUUCCUGAUCCAUCCAGCAAGCUUCUCCAGACCUGAGCAGGAUAUCAGGUUCUCAGGUUCUCGCCACCAUGCGCUUCUUCGUGCUCUUCAUCCUGCUCUCCUGCUCGUGCGCUCUGGGCGGCUGCGAGACGAAAAUCGUGAACAUCGGCGCGGUUCUGAGCCAAAAGCGCUACGAGCAGGUGUUCCGGGACGCCGUGAACCAGGCCAGCGCGCUGUACGGCAGAGACCGCUUUAAACUCAACGCCAUCUCCGUGACGCACAAAGCCAACGCGAUUCAGAUGGCGCUGUCCGUGUGUGAGGACCUCAUCUCCAGCCAGGUCUAUGCGAUUUUGGUGAGCCACCCUCCACAGUCCAGUGACCACCUCACCCCUACACCGGUCUCCUAUACUGCAGGCUUCUAUCGUAUCCCUGUGGUCGGCCUCACAACCAGGAUGUCCAUCUACUCCGAUAAGAGUAUCCAUCUUUCCUUCCUGCGCACCGUGCCACCUUACUCACACCAGGCACAUGUGUGGUUCGACAUGAUGCGUGAGUUCCGCUGGAACCACAUCAUCCUGAUCGUCAGCGACGACCAUGAAGGUCGAGCCGCACAGAAGAGACUCGAGACCCUUUUGGAGGAGAGGGAGACCAAGAAUAAAAAAAGGAACUAUGAAAACCUCGACCAACUGUCCUAUGACAACAAGCGAGGACCUAAGGCAGAGAAAGUCCUCCAGUUCAACCAAGAGACUAACUUAACUGCCCUGCUGCUGGAGGCCAAGGAGCUGGAGGCUCGCGUGAUCAUUCUGUCCGCCAGUGAAGACGACGCUGCUGCCGUGUACAAGACUGCUCGGUUUCUCAACAUGACUGGCUCUGGUUACGUGUGGCUAGUCGGAGAGCGGGAGAUGUCUGGUAAAGCUCUGAGUGAAGCUCCUGAUGGACUAAUUGGCCUUCAGCUCAUUAACGGCAAGAACGAGUCAGCACACAUCAGCGAUGCAGUGGCGGUUGUGGCUCAGUCCAUUCAGGAGCUUUUCGAGAAGGAGAACAUCACCGAACCGCCUCGGGGUUGCGUGGGCAACACCAACAUCUGGAAAACUGGGCCACUCUUUAAAAGGGUUCUGAUGUCAUCCAAAUACCCAGAAGGCCUGACAGGACGAGUGGAAUUUAAUGAUGAUGGGGACAGGAAGUUCGCUCAUUACAGCAUCCUUAACUACCAGAAGAGCAGGCUGAUUCAAGUCGGCAUUUAUAAUGGAACCCAGGUGGUGCUAAAUAAGCAGAGGAAGAUCAUCUGGCCUGGAGGAGAUACAGACAGGCCGAAGGGUUUCCAGAUGUCCACAUGGCUAAAAAUAGUCACAAUACAUCAGGAGCCUUUUGUGUAUGUCAAGCCGACCUUGCAGGAUGGGACCUGCAGGGAAGAGUACACACCAAACGGAGUCUUAAUUAAAAAGGUGAUCUGCACUGGACCAAAUGAGACCAUCCCAGGACGCCCAAUAGUACCUCAGUGCUGUUAUGGAUUCUGCAUUGACCUACUAAUCAAGCUGGCCAUGACAAUGAACUUUACUUAUGAGGUCCAUCUAGUGGCUGAUGGGAAAUUUGGAACGCAGGAGAGAGUGAACAACAGCAACAAGAAGGAGUGGAAUGGUAUGAUGGGAGAGCUCCUGGGUGGCCUUGCAGACAUGAUCGUGGCUCCGCUAACGAUAAACAAUGAACGAGCUCAGUACAUUGAAUUCUCCAAACCGUUCAAAUAUCAGGGACUCACCAUCCUUGUGAAAAAGGAAAUCCCUCGUAGUACGCUGGACUCGUUCAUGCAGCCAUUCCAGAGCACGCUGUGGCUGCUGGUGGGUCUGUCGGUGCAUGUGGUGGCGGUGAUGCUUUACCUACUAGACCGGUUCAGCCCAUUCGGAAGGUUUAAAGUAAACAGUGAAGAAGAAGAAGAAGAUGCCCUCACCUUGUCUUCAGCUAUGUGGUUCUCCUGGGGAGUGUUGCUGAACUCUGGAAUUGGAGAAGGUGCCCCCCGCAGCUUCUCAGCGAGAAUCCUAGGCAUGGUGUGGGCCGGCUUUGCUAUGAUCAUUGUAGCAUCCUACACUGCCAACCUGGCUGCCUUCUUGGUGCUGGACCGGCCUGAGGAGCGCAUCACCGGCAUCAAUGACCCGAGGUUGAGGAACCCAUCAGACAAGUUUAUCUACGCCACAGUGAAGCAGAGUUCGGUGGAUAUCUACUUCCGGCGUCAAGUCGAGCUGAGCACCAUGUACCGCCACAUGGAGAAACACAACUACGAGAGCGCUGCUGAGGCCAUCCAGGCUGUCCGGGACAACAAGCUGCAUGCUUUCAUCUGGGACUCUGCGGUGCUGGAGUUUGAAGCCUCGCAGAAGUGCGACCUGGUGACCACGGGAGAGCUGUUUUUCCGUUCGGGCUUUGGCAUAGGCAUGCGCAAGGACAGCCCCUGGAAACAGAAUGUGUCCCUGGCUAUUCUCAGUUCCCAUGAGAAUGGCUUCAUGGAGGACCUGGAUAAAACCUGGGUGAGAUACCAGGAGUGUGACUCAAGGAGCAAUGCCCCAGCCACACUCACCUUUGAAAACAUGGCAGGAGUGUUUAUGCUGGUAGCUGGAGGCAUUGCAGCAGGGAUCUUCCUCAUCUUUAUUGAGAUCGCAUACAAGCGACACAAAGACGCCCGCAGGAAGCAGAUGCAGCUAGCCUUUGCGGCCGUAAACGUCUGGAGAAAGAACCUGCAGGAUAGGAAAAGUGGUAGAGCAGAGCCCGACCCCAAAAAGAAACCCUCUUUUAGGUCCAUCAGUACCACCCUGGCCUCCAGCAUCAAGAGACGUAGGUCCUCCAAAGACACGCAGUACCCACCCACAGACAUCACGGGUCAACUCAACCUGUCCGACCCAUCUGUCAGCACCGUGGUGUGAGACAGAGAAAGAAGAAACGUUCAUUUCUUAAAAACAGACAUGGGGUGAGGGGAACCGGUGUUCACCCAGGGGAGGGAAUUUCCCUCGUCCCAAGUCGCUCACGAGCUUCUGCACCUUUAUGAGGAGAAGACAGAAGAGCUGGUCUUCUAAAGUGGACAUUUUUGGAGAUUGGCAUAGCGCUCCAUUGCACUGGAUUUCUUAUAACAUAUACACACACACACACACACACACACACACACACUCAACUAUAGUCUUCACAAGCUGACAUUCCAAACAAGACACAUUAUAAGGUCUCGCUUAAUCUAGCAAUGAUUUCUUUCACAAUCUUUUCAGUAUUUUUGUAUAGGUUGUUAUUGUGAAUGCUUUUGCGUCCAUUAAGUGCUGUAUGUACAUAUAUUUUAUCUC
This is a messenger RNA of Neoarius graeffei (lesser salmon catfish), 3373 nucleotides long. It is a transcript of the gene grin1a, whose product is annotated as glutamate receptor, ionotropic, N-methyl D-aspartate 1a. The transcript is spliced from 21 exons. Gene Ontology annotation, cellular component: plasma membrane; neuron projection; synapse. Gene Ontology annotation, biological process: monoatomic ion transport; regulation of membrane potential; chemical synaptic transmission. Gene Ontology annotation, molecular function: NMDA glutamate receptor activity. The record is from RefSeq and is a predicted model, not a curated record. Bases 152 to 2968 code for a protein of 938 amino acids. NCBI's taxonomy places the organism in Eukaryota, Metazoa, Chordata, Actinopteri, Siluriformes, Ariidae.